GCUCCCUCAUUAGACAACAGAGACGCGAGGUCAGGAAGAAAGCGCUUAUAAAUCACCCCCGCCUCGCUCGCCGCCCGGCUAGUCGGGCGGUACCUUUCCCCAGGACACACCGGGCAGACGCCUAGAGCCCUGGCCAGCCACCUGAGCCCGCAGCAGGAAGAGAAAAUCCAUUCAGGAGAGACUCUUCUUCAUUGCCUCACCCUAUGGAGGAAUCACCACUGCCCAUCCACAGUGAGGAGGGGACAGAAGUCCCAACUGAAACCAGAAACAUGGCAACAAAGGAGAAGCUGCAGUGUUUGAAAGAUUUCCACAAGGACAUCCUCAAACCUUCCCCUGGCAAGAGCCCUGGGACACGCCCUGAGGACGAGGCAGAGGGGAAGCCGCCUCAACGGGAGAAGUGGGCGAGUAAGAUUGACUUUCUGCUGUCCGUGGCUGGUGGAUUUAUUGGUUUAGGCAAUGUCUGGCGGUUUCCGUAUCUCUGCUAUAAAAAUGGCGGAGGUGCAUUUCUUAUACCUUAUUUCAUUUUCCUGUUUGGGGGAGGUCUUCCUGUGUUUUUCCUGGAGGUGGCGCUAGGACAAUAUACCUCUGAAGGAGGAAUUACAUGCUGGGAAAAGAUCUGCCCUAUUUUCACUGGAAUCGGUUAUGCUUCCAUAGUGAUUGUGUCCCUUCUGAAUGUGUACUACAUCGUCAUCCUGGCUUGGGGAGUGUACUAUCUGUUCCAGUCAUUUCAGAGCGUCCUACCUUGGUCGCUUUGUGGUCAGAAGUGGAACACACCUACUUGCGUGGAAGACACUCUCAGGAAGAACAAAACACUCUGGUUGUCACUGAACAUUACGAACUUCACUUCGCCCGUCACAGAGUUUUGGGAGCGCAACGUACUGAGCCUGUCUACGGGGAUUGAAGAUGUCGGUGUUGUCAAGUGGGAUCUGGCACUGUGUCUUCUCUUUGUCUGGGUGAUAUGUUUCUUCUGCAUUUGGAAAGGCGUCAAGUCUACUGGGAAAGUUGUGUACUUCACCGCUACAUUCCCAUUCGUCAUGCUUAUUGUGCUGUUAAUCCGUGGUGUCACCCUGCCUGGAGCUGCAGAGGGCAUCAAAUUUUACCUUUACCCUGAUGUAUCACGGUUAGCAGAUCCACAGGUCUGGAUAGAUGCCGGGACACAAAUCUUCUUCUCGUAUGCAAUCUGCUUAGGAGCAAUGACAUCCCUGGGAAGCUACAACAAGUAUAAAUACAACUGUUACAGGGACUGUUUGCUGCUGGGAUGCCUGAACAGUGGUACCAGUUUUGUGUCUGGCUUCGCAAUUUUUUCCGUCCUGGGCUUCAUGGCACAAGAGCAAGGGGUGAACAUUGCUGAUGUGGCAGAGUCAGGUCCAGGCCUGGCCUUCAUUGCCUACCCAAAAGCUGUGACCAUGAUGCCGGCGCCUACUGUUUGGGCUAUCCUAUUCUUUGUUAUGCUUCUGUUGAUUGGACUGGAUAGCCAGUUUGUUGAAGUUGAAGGACAGAUCACGUCAUUAGUUGAUCUGUACCCAUCCUUCCUAAGGAAGGGUUACCGACGGGAAAUCUUCAUUGCUAUAGUGUGUUUCCUUAGCUAUCUUCUGGGACUAACUAUGGUGACUGAAGGUGGCAUGUAUGUGUUUCAACUCUUUGACUACUAUGCAGCUAGUGGUGUAUGCCUUUUGUGGGUUGCAUUCUUUGAAUGUGUUGCUGUAGCCUGGGUUUAUGGCGCUGAUAAUAUGUAUGAUGCCAUUGAAGAUAUGAUUGGAUACAGACCUGGUCCCUGGAUGAAAUGGAGCUGGAUUCUAAUCACACCACUUCUUUGCGUGGCAUGCUUUAUCUUUUCUCUGGUCAAGUAUACACCUCUGACCUACAACAAAGUUUACACAUACCCUGACUGGUCAAUCGGCGUGGGAUGGGUUCUUGCUCUUUCCUCCAUGAUCUGCAUCCCAUUGGUGAUGGUCAUCCGCAUUGUACAGUCGGAUGGCUCACUUAUUGAGAGAAUAAAAACAGUGGCUGCCCCUAGGGAAGUGACUCGGUGGGCCAAAGAAAUGGAAAGCACCACCUCAUUCUGCCCCAAUGGAACUCCUAAUGGUGGACUGAUUAAGCCAACUCACGUCAUUGUGGAGACUAUGAUGUGAGCUCUCUCUGUGAGAGGAUAAACCUGCUUUAACUGCCAUUUACUAACCAUAGAUUCUCAUAGGACCGGGUUUACAGAGCUUUAUAUUUGCACUAGGAUUUAUUUUUAUUUCUCACAGAGAAAGUUAUUUUUUGUGGUGUUUUUUCUUUUCUUUUCUUUUUAUUUUUUUUACAUAUUUUGUAAGGUAAUCACAGCAGAAGCCUCUUGCAGGAGGCAGUUUUCAUAUCAGACUAGACCUAUUACAGGAAUUUACUACCAUUUGGGUUUCUAACACGUUAAUAGCUCUCUGAAUAUUAUACAUCUUAUCACUUGAAAUUGAUUUUCUUGCCAGCAAUAUAUUCAAAUCUCAGAAAGCAAUUUUUUUAGGUGCUGGUGUGGUUGGGAACAGGGUAAACCCUAGAACUCAUGAGUGAGUUCUGUUGAGAGAAAUUGCAAAUGAAGAAAAAAAGGUGAAUGUUGCUUCAAGGGAUUGGUUUUCAAAGGUGUAGUGCUUUUCUUCCUCUGGUUCAGGCAGGGUGAAUGACAGAUUUCUGAGUCAUGAUGUUACCUUUGCUAUGGUCCAUGUAAAAAUAUAUAUAUAUAUCUGUUCAACUGGAGGAGAGAAAUUUAUGGGGGAGGGAGGACUGUAGUUAGGAAUUAAAUACCCAAUCAGGAUGCCUGUCCCUCCUGAGCAUUGUGUAAAAAGGCCAGUCACAGUAGAAGACAAAAUACAUAUUGCCUACAGAAGACAUUUUGCCUGAGGAAGGAGUUUUGUGUACAUACCCUUUAGUUUUCCUGCACACCAUAGGUUAGCUGAGGUGUUCCUAGUUUAAACUUGCACUUUGUACAAACAGAACAGUAGGAGGAGCCUGUGCGAUAGCUAAGAUCUGAAUUAUGGAGAGGCAGCAUUCAUGUUUUAUGGAAUUUAAAAUAUAUAUGUAUUUUGUAAACUGUUGGGCUUUGGUAUCUAAAGAAAAAUAUGUUGAGGACAAUGAUCGCACCAAGCUUAACAGCCAGCCAGUUAUUCAUUACCCCAGGAGCAAAGCAGCCCACGGAUAUAUUGUACACCAGGCAUUUCCAGCAGGCACAUUUUUAAUAAUAGUAAUUAAAUGAAGAGGACAAUAAUGCUUAGCACAUCCAUAUGCGCUGUUCAGCCGUAUACCUCAAAUUGGUAUCCCUAUUUAUUUAUUUAUUUAUUUGACUAUUGUUGGUGCAGUGGGGGAAAGCAGGCCCAGGGAGGGAAAGUGACUUGUCCAAGGUUACAGCAACUCAGUGGCAGAGCUAGGACUAGAACUCAGGUCUCCUGACUGACUUGCCCCAGAGGACCAUUCUACCACCAUUUUGUUUUUUGGGUAAUGCAUGUAUGGGGGACAAAAAGGGGGAACUCAACCUACUAUAAACUAGGGCUUUAUGUAAAUUAAGAGAAGGAAGUCUGUAAUAUUUCUUUGGUUAAAAAAACAUUACAUACCAUUCCAAUUUAGACUUAAGAAAAAUAAAAAGAAAGCAUUUAAUGCAGUACAUAGCUCCUAAAUGGUUUUUAAAGCUGGAUGGCUGUAGAUAAACUGAUCACAUAGGCCAGAUCAAGAAUUUCAAUAGAUAUUUGCUCCCUGAAGAAUUUCAGAAAUCUGGAUAGGUCUUGUUUCAUAAACCUCAACACACGCUGAGAAGAGGCUCCCCAAAGAAAUCCAGCCCUUUCCAUUUGGGUAUUGUACUUGGAAUACAAUAAUCCUCCUAAUCAUAGUACCACAGUUACGCUAGCCAAAGGGAUCUGGGAAGAGAUUCAGCAGCCGAGUCUGUUCCUGCUUAUACUAUUGCCAGUUCAGUUUGUGUAUGGGUAGAUUUUUGCAGUUUAAAUGGGAACAUAUCCAGUUCUUAACAUUCCUACAUGGGACAUUUUAAAAAAGAUGUCCCAUGCAUUAACUGUAGGCAGCGUUGUUACAGCCAUGUCGGUCCCAGGAUAUUAGAGAGACAAGCUGGGUGAGGUAAUAUCUUGUAUGGGACCAACUUCUGUUGGCGAGGGAGACAAGCUUUUGAGGUACACAGAACUCUUCUGCAGGUCAUGCACUAACUGGUCAUUGCAGCAGAAGCACAUGUCGAGUUAGUAUUAAUGUAAAACAGAAGGGGCAAUUUAGAAGUAAGAAAGGGACCAAAAAAAAGUGUCUUGUAUAGCUGGAGAAUCUUUGAGUCUCUGUUUUUAAGUCAAAGAGGCUGAAUUCCAGCAACAAAAACAGCCAACACCCCGUUGCUUUUGUUUUCUUUUCCAAUUACUGUAUUAUGAGAGCUGCAGCUGAAAACACUUUUAUAAUUUGUUAUGGCAAAUAUCACAGCUCACGUGCAGGCCUGAUGGUAAUAGCCACCCUAAAGCUACUCCGGGGGUCUUGACCAUCUCAACAGAAGAAUUUUCUAAGCCAACAUGAUUACAACUGGAUUUUGAGAACUUUACUUAAGAAAAAAAAAACAAUUCCUGUGUUUAAUUUUUUUUACCUUUAUCAAAAAGCAACUAAAUUAAAGCUAAAACUCUGUCAUACAUGUUGUUAUGUAUUCCAGCCUUUGUGGCAACAGCGAAGGUCUGAGCCAAAGCCUGCUGAAGUCAAAUCUCGUCAUACGUUGUGUAUAGGCCCAAUGGCACGAGUUAAGGUCAGAAUAGCAACCCAAUAAUUAAAUUCCUCGUUUCAGUUAGUGUAAAUUACAGUAGCAUAUUUGGUUAUAGACUCACAUUUUGUGUGUGCGGACAUACUCUAUAAGGUGUAUAUCUGGGAGGGACACUAAUGAGAAAAAUAGUUUGAAGGUUGAGAUUUCAAAAGUAGCUGGUGCGUCAGAGAUGGAUAUUUCACCAUGCUUCACACAUGGUGGAGGGGGGAUUUGCAUUAGGAACCAGAGGGUUAAUACUACACCUUUAAAACUACAAAUAAACAAGAACGAGAGCCCAGCUCCAUUUUGACUCAAACUGUGCCAUUCAAAUCAGUCGCUUCCACGUUCCAAGUGAAAGUGUCUCACACACUUAUGCAAUGACCUCACUGACGUUCUGUUGGUGUAAGUUUCGCUGGCCCUGACUUGUGCUCUUCAGCCUGACUGCAAGAAAGGGCCGGAUUCAUGAUGCGCUAUUAAAUCAUUUCUGUAAAACAGUCACCCAGAACAAUGCUGGUCACCAGCCCACGGUUUUCAGCGCAAGUGAGCCUAUUCACAUUUUAGAAUGGUUCCUAAUGUUUUAUCAGAUUUCUAAAUUUUACCUGGUGGUAAACUUGCAUUUCAACAUUAUAGUCUGCUAAAUGAAAACAAAAACAAAACAAACAGUAAAUGAUUCUUUCAAGUUUAUAUUUUCUACAUAUUUAUGAUUGCAACGAUAACUAAUUUUCUAAUUUACUUUGUAACCACGUGUGACCUAUUUUACCUGUCCUAUGCAGCUGAGGCACUAAAUAUCAUGACUAAUCAUAGGUGAACUGAUUUCAGUUAAGGGGAAAAAUACCUCAGAUGUUGGCCCCAAAAUCUUUGCAAAAAAAAAAAAA
This is a messenger RNA of Terrapene triunguis (Three-toed box turtle), 5616 nucleotides long. RefSeq names its product solute carrier family 6 member 6 (gene SLC6A6). Gene Ontology annotation, molecular function: taurine:sodium symporter activity. Gene Ontology annotation, biological process: taurine transmembrane transport; sodium ion transmembrane transport; neurotransmitter transport. The record is from RefSeq and is a predicted model, not a curated record. Gene Ontology annotation, cellular component: plasma membrane. NCBI's taxonomy places the organism in Eukaryota, Metazoa, Chordata, Testudines, Emydidae. The coding region runs from base 204 to 2132 and encodes 642 amino acids. The transcript has 16 exons.